AUGGUGAGAGGUGGAAGUCAUGGUGCUAAUGACUUUCAAAUUUAUGGGUGCGAAAGCAAGCCUUCUUUGACUACAGCCAUAGGCAUAGAUAGAUUCUUGCGUGGCCACUUCCCACACCAGCAACAACAGCUAGCAAAGAACAAUGAUGCAAGUGUUUUUGCUGAAGAGGCUUUGAAAUGGACAAACCCCAACCAAACCCCUAAACUCUGCCUGAAAGAUAUCCAAGUUUCAGGUAAGAAUGUGAAACUGGUGGGAAGGAGAAGCAAGAAACACUCUUCUGUGCCCUGGAUCAAAGGACAGUGGAAUAAAGAAGAGGACAGGAAAUUGAUAAGGUUGGUGAAGAUAUAUGGUCAUAGAAAAUGGGCUGAAAUAGCAGAGAAGUUGGAGGGAAGGGUUGGCAAGCAGUGUCGAGAAAGAUGGAAUAAUCAUUUGCGUCCUGAUAUUAAGAAAGAUAGUUGGAAUGAAGAAGAAGAGAAGAUACUAGUAGAUAGCCAUGCAAGGCUGGGAAAUCGAUGGUGUGAGAUAGCAAAACUUAUUCCAGGAAGAUCAGAGAAUGCCAUAAAGAACCAUUGGAAUGCCACCAUAAGGAGACAGAAUUCAAAGAGGAAGAACAAGAAAACAAAGAGAUCUAAUGGAAAGCCACAUUCCUCUGUACUUGAAGACUAUAUCAGAAGCAAGACCACCUCCAUCAACCCCAAACCUGGCAUCAUCACUGCCACAGAUACAAACCUUACAACAACACUCUCACAGGACAAUGCACCAAACCCUAAUUUAAACCCUGUGUUCCCUGAACCUUUUGUUAAUGAAGCACUCUUCAUGCAACAAGUUUUCAUGGAUAAUAAUCAGAAUCAUAGGUCACUUGACAACGUUGAAGCCUCUAAGUACAGCUCCAAGAUGUGUCCAACUCCAAUCUCAUACUUAGAUUAUUGUCAAACAAAUGUUGAUGAUGCGGGUGAAUGUGGAUUUGUGUAUUCCCUCCAAUACCAAGAUAACAUGCACUUGAUCAAUGAUAGUCUCUUCCCUAGAGAGACUCACACUAGCCACUUAAAUUACCUUCAUUCAGAUCCUUAUCUGUCUCACUCACUCAAUGUGGAACCUGGUUAUGGGAAUCAAAACCUGAACAUAGAUUUUCGUCAUCAUGGUUGUUCACAAGGAAAAGCAGAAAUGGAUUUGAUAGAGUUUGUUUCUUCUUAG
Cajanus cajan (pigeon pea) is the source of this 1194-nucleotide messenger RNA. Its product is annotated as transcription factor MYB64. Lineage: Eukaryota; Viridiplantae; Streptophyta; Magnoliopsida; Fabales; Fabaceae. Gene Ontology annotation, cellular component: nucleus. The record is from RefSeq and is a predicted model, not a curated record. Gene Ontology annotation, biological process: regulation of DNA-templated transcription. Gene Ontology annotation, molecular function: DNA-binding transcription factor activity, RNA polymerase II-specific; RNA polymerase II cis-regulatory region sequence-specific DNA binding.